AGGCCUGACUUUUCCUUCUCUUAUGUGGUUUCCAGGCCUUGCUGGAGCACGGAUCGUCAGUUCUUAAUGUGAUUUAAGGGGAUCCCUGAAAGAGACUUGCAGGUUUAAAAUCACAAUCAGAUUGUAGGAUGCUCACCACUUUCCUCCCUCUUCUUCCCUCCCUUCUCUUCUCCCUGCUGCAGCUGCAGGCACAGGGGCUAGCCGCACAAGUGCUACGCCACGACCACAGCAACAGCAGCAGGAAGCAGAGGGGUCUCGAAUUCCCAUGGCCACCAAGGUUCUUGACAGGCUCACGGUGGCGGCAUCGCCUCCCGCGCUUGGCGGCGUGCUCCCGCUGACCUUCUUCGACGUGCCCUGGCUCUUCACCGGCCCCGUGGAGCGCGUCUUCUUCUACCCCUACCCCCACCCGGUCGAGCAAUUCACCGCCCACCUCCUGCCUUCCCUCGUCUUCUCCCUCUCCGCCGCGUUGCACAGCUUCUACCCGCUGCUUGGCCGCGUCCGGCCGUGCCCGGACGGGGGCGGCGGGUAUGAGUUUUGCUCCUCGGGUGGGGAUGCGGGCGGCGUCGAGCUCACCGUGGCCGAGAGCGAUGAUGACUUCGAGGAGCUCUCCGGCGGCGGCCCGAGGGAUGUUGCCCGGCUGUACGCGUUGUUGCCGCAGCUCCCGCGGACGGAGGACGGGACCUUCUCUCUCGCGGCGGCGCAGGUCACGGUGUUCGCCGGCCGCGGGCUCGCCGUCGGCGUGUCCAUCCACCAUGUGGCUUGUGACGAUUCCAGCUACAUGAACUUCGUGAAGACCUGGGCCGGCCAGUGCCGGGUGGCCGCCGGCGAGGACGCCGCCGCGGUGCCACCGCCACCGUUCUUGGACCGUGGCGUGGUCGCGGAUCCCGAGGGCCUUGCCGGCAGGACGCUCGAUGAAAUGCGUCAAUUGGCGUCCAAUGGCCCGCCUCCUCCACCGCCGCCAGGGCCGCCGCCGAAGCUGGUCAUCGCAUCGUUCGCGCUCACCCACGACUGCAUUGAUGGGCUCAAGCAGCGUGUGGUCGCCAAGGGCGCGGCGAGUGAGAACGGCUGUGGGCGCGUCCACUGCUCGGCGUUCACGGUGGCGUGCGCGUUCGCGUGGGCCUGCCUGGCGAGAGUCGACGGCAGCUGCACCGGCAAGAAGCGCGCGCACCUGCUGUUCUCAGUGGAAUGCCGUCGCCGCCUUGCGCCGCCGAUCCCCCAGGAGUACCUCGGCAACUGCCUCCGGCCGUGCUUCGUGGAGGUCGACAUGGGCCUGCUUGGCGCCGACGGCGUCCUGACGGCGGCUGCGGCGAUAGGCGCGUCCAUCAAAGGUCUCGACGACGGCGUGCUCGACGGCGCCGACGGGUGGUUACACAAGAUCCUGUCGCUUGUCCCUGAGCGGCCAAUGUCGGUGGGUGGCUCGCCGAGGUACGGCGUGUACGACACCGACUUCGGCCUGGGCCGUCCGAGCAAGGUGGAGCUGGUGUCCAUCGACAAGACGCCGGGCACGGUGUCGCUGGCGGAGGGCCGUGACGCGCAGGCCGGGAUCGAGAUCGGCGUGGUGCUGCCGGAGGCCGAGAUGGUGCAAUUCAGCUCGUGCUUCUCGGAUGGAUUGAAGCAGCAGUGACGCUCAGUUCGUUCAGUUGUGGUGUCGCGCUGUAAGAGCUGCUUGCAAAUUGCCACUGUCAGUGACGUAAAUCGUUGCGUUGAUUAAGUAGUAGUAGUAAUAUAGAGAUGACCGGGAGUGUAUAUUUGAGAGAUGGAUACAUACAUAUAUUAAUUUUGGUAA
Phragmites australis (common reed) is the source of this 1786-nucleotide messenger RNA. RefSeq names its product malonyl-coenzyme A:anthocyanin 3-O-glucoside-6''-O-malonyltransferase-like. The record is from RefSeq and is a predicted model, not a curated record. NCBI's taxonomy places the organism in Eukaryota, Viridiplantae, Streptophyta, Magnoliopsida, Poales, Poaceae. The transcript has a single exon. The coding region runs from base 266 to 1624 and encodes 452 amino acids.